AUGGAGCGCUGCACUGUUGCAGGCAUUCUCCAGACGCCACAUGCAUUCAAGAAGCUACAAGAAAUCAUCUGCUCAAUUGCCGACUGCAUGUCGGUCACUUUCAAGGCCACCGACGAGAUAGAGCGGGGACGUAUCCACCUGGAGAGCAGGGAUAUCUACUUGCAUCUGGUCGACGCCAUGCGUGAAGACCACUGCUGGUCGGCCCAGAUGGUCGAAUCCGCCAACAGGGACAUGAAAAACGGCCACAGACGCGCUCACUUUUCCCUUCUGGAGCGAUCCGGAGCAAAAGAACCCUUCUUGGCCACUAUUCUGAACGAGGCUAUCGACCUCUUGGCAAAGGAGCGUCAAGUAGGAUCACAAUCCGCGUCGUCGCGCGCGGUGCGCAGCGUUCCUACCUUUCACGUGCACCACGAAAAUCACCCUCUUGUUGUGGCGAAGGCGAAGUCUGACCGCAGCGAGGCCACGCUCGACGACGACCAGGAGCAGUUCACAGAGUUUUUCUGCCGCCUGAAAACCGCCGUCCACAAUGCGGCCAGUGUCAUCCUGGAGCAGAAGCCCCCAGCACUGGAUGCCAGGUCGACCUCUCUUUUUGGCGACGCUCAAGCUGCAUUCGUACAAUAUGAACAAGCAGCUCAACGCUAUCGACAGUCCCUCGAAACUCAAUAUGCGCAAAUACACGAUCAAGUGCGCAACAUUCUUGGCCCUGCUGUUCUGGCUCUACGAGCACUUAUCCCCGACCUCCCCAACCGCUUGAACUCCGCAAUCAGCUCUUCUCCUGAUACUGCAAACUCUCACCCCAUCGGAGAAGUACCUCACCGCGCCAGCUUCUGUUAUAUCGACCCAGAAGAGGACCAGGUUGAGGCCAUCAUGAAGGAGCUGGAGAAGCAGGUCAAUAUGAGCUCGCUGAUGGCAAAGGACCGCGAAGCAGCGGGAGAUUCAGAGCAGCAGUACGAGGAGGCGACCGAACGUCUGGAUAAUCGCACAUUCGACCUCAGCAUCGUUCUUCCCCGCCUGCUCAGAGAAGCGGACACUGCCAUGGAGAAUGACUCCGAAGCGGCUCAAUGUGCCGCGGCGGCGGUUCAGAUUAUGGCCAUGGCGGCCUAUUGCGAGCCGUUCCGCUACGCGUUCGCCAACAUCAGUGCUUUGGCGCAAAGAUCAAGUCGAGAACCCUGCAUUUCGGACAUCUGCGCAGACGGCCUGGGUAUUGACGUGAACAUGACUAUCAAAACAACCCUUUUGGAUGCUGUGGCACCCCAGUCGGCCAAGCUUGGGACGGGCGACUACAAGAAUCCUCCUGAGAUUGGUCGCCACAGUCUCCACCCCAGUUACUCCCGCCGUAUCCUGGAGGGUCAGGAGUACAUCUGCCCCCACUGUCGCCGACUUAUCGACUACGAACCUGAGCAGACGUUCAAUUCCAGCAGGGCAGGUGCACUUGUGGGGCUGCAUGCGGAAAAGGCAGAGGUACCAUACAUGGUGAAGUGCGCGCGGGCCCUCGACAUGGUCAUCGACCUGGCCUAUCUCGUCAAAGGCCUUGCCCACGGUGUGCGACGAGCAGCAGUGGAGCGUGGCCAUGCUAGUGAGGUUUAG
This is a messenger RNA of Apiotrichum porosum, 1587 nucleotides long. RefSeq lists its product as uncharacterized. The record is from RefSeq and is a predicted model, not a curated record. The transcript has 4 exons. Lineage: Eukaryota; Fungi; Basidiomycota; Tremellomycetes; Trichosporonales; Trichosporonaceae. The coding region runs from base 1 to 1587 and encodes 528 amino acids.